Molecule: messenger RNA, 792 nt
Organism: Lolium perenne
Lineage: Eukaryota; Viridiplantae; Streptophyta; Magnoliopsida; Poales; Poaceae
Source: RefSeq, a predicted model, not a curated record
AUGAAGGAGGACACGGAGCUAGACCCGACGUCACGCGAAGCGCUCGAAGGAAGAGAAGACGCCGGCCGGUCCAGGACCCAGUCUGACCGGACGCACAACCGGGCCGCCCGUUUUGGUGUUGUUUUCAUCAAGAACAGAGAAGUUCUUCGUGAUGUUCAUCCCGAUUUCCUUGGCCGCCGGUCAACGCCGCGCCGCUCGCCUCGCAUCCGCAACAGCCUCCGCUGCUCCUCACCACACCUUCCGCUCGGGCCCUGCCCAUCUCCCCACGCCGCCGGCCACCUAGCAACAGCCCACGCCGGCACCUGCAGACUCCCCAAGCGAGCGCCGCCUCCGCUCGACCACCGCGCGCCCUUGCCGCUCGCCCACGCCACCGCCGGGCCUUCCCCUGCCGCCAACCACCGAGCCGCCGUCGACUCCCCCGCCGGCAGCAGGCCAGGCCCCAAGCCGCCGCGCGCCUACACCCAACCACGCCCGCGCCUCACCUGCCCCGGCCCCGCUCUCCCCGCGCACUGCCCCGAGUUCCCGUUCGGACAGGCCGCCUCCACGCACGCGCGGCACUGCCCAAGCCGCCGCCGCCCCUGGCUCCCGUCCGGCUGCCCGACCCGCGCGCACGCUCCUCCUUCGCUCGGCCUACCGCUCGCCCCGCCAAAGAGCCACCAACCGGAGCCAAACCGGAUAACAUUUCCUCUGACCGGCCCCAAACCGGCCCCAAACCGGAAAUCCAGCUCGGACCGGAGCGAAACCGGGCGGCAACCGGAUGAUGUAAAUUUAAUGACCACAGAGAAUCUCUGA